This is a messenger RNA of Aspergillus nomiae NRRL 13137, 612 nucleotides long. RefSeq lists its product as uncharacterized. The record is from RefSeq and is a predicted model, not a curated record. NCBI's taxonomy places the organism in Eukaryota, Fungi, Ascomycota, Eurotiomycetes, Eurotiales, Aspergillaceae. Bases 1 to 612 code for a protein of 203 amino acids. The transcript has a single exon.
AUGAAAGAAGUUCUAAUUCAUUUGCCUUUAAGGCCUUCAAUUUCGGUCCAAGAGACCCGCUUCGCUAAUACCUCAGGUAACAACACCAGCUUCCAACGGUUGUUGCAUGCUUGUGAUCCCAGCAAGUCAGGCGCAUCGUCCACUUGUUCUCCCGCCUUUGGUCACCUCUUCAACCGAAUCAAGGAGGAAUUCCAUUCAAGUAGGGCUUCCGUGAAAGAGGAGCUUGCGAGGAGUAGCCGGACACUGGCUUUGUCCCUUGACGUUUGGACGUCGGAAAAUCAGAUUCCGAUCAUGGGUAUCAUUGGUCAUUGGAUCUCUCCCGAGUUUGACAAGCGAGAUGAACUUCCCGAGUUCACCGAAAUCAAUGGACCACAUUCUGGAGAGAAUCUAGCGGACGUUGUGUUGAAUAUGCUUGACGAACUGGCCAUCGCGCCAAAGCUCCUGACUAUCACAGGGGACAAUGCAGGCAAUAAUGGGACGCUAUACGAUAGCCUGCACGAUCAGCUCCGCAAGAAGUAUAAUAAUGACGAUGGCUACUUUCGCAUUAGACCUCUAAUACGGUUCCGUGGACGCAGAUCUUCAUUCCCUGCCUUGCCCAUAUCCUCAAUCUGA